AUGGAUAGAAAUAGCUUGGCUUUUGACUCUGGUGCUAUAAUGGAUCAACUGGCUGACUGGGAUUUGGGCGAGGACUUGGACGAUGAUAAUGAUUGGCAUCCACCUGGUGAGCUACCUAGUUCUAGCUCUGAUGACGAAGACGAGCAAGAAGCAAGAGAUUCAACAGUAGCAAGUCCAUCAUCGCCGAAUAAAUGGACUCGCAGACGAUUCGUCGGUAAACCCAUACCUGCACUGAUCUUGGAGUCGACGGAAGAGGUACUUACUCCAAGUGAAUACUUUGAUAGAACUUUAAAAUAUGUGCCUGAUUGGUGGUUGGCGGUUCAACCAGAAAACCCACCCGAGAAGAAUUCGAAGAAAUGA
Molecule: messenger RNA, 360 nt
Organism: Parnassius apollo (apollo)
Lineage: Eukaryota; Metazoa; Arthropoda; Insecta; Lepidoptera; Papilionidae
Source: the annotation of a GenBank genome assembly